Molecule: messenger RNA, 837 nt
Organism: Aphanomyces astaci
Lineage: Eukaryota; Oomycota; Saprolegniomycetes; Saprolegniales; Verrucalvaceae
Exons: 1
Coding region: 36-596 (186 amino acids)
Source: RefSeq, a predicted model, not a curated record
GUCCAGAACGGUGUCAUAUAUUGACUCGCUGAAGGAUGCAAAAUGUGCUCCCAGGAAACCUCGAGACGUACCCUGGUCGAGAGACCAGCUCGUGGCGCAUGACGGCGUCCCUAAUGAGGGUAGCGCCCCUUCCAAUGAUGCGAAGGACGCGCUCGUCGACAUGGGAUACGGACACCGUGCAGACGAUGCAGACCUUGGGGGUGCAACGAUUGUCGAUCCCGAAAGAAUUCAACGACAACAACGGCCUUGGCGACAGCGACGAGAUGAAACCCCAAGGAGUGGUAAAGUGGUCGAUGCUCAUCGAACCCCCGCAAGCAUGUACGAGAGGGGAACCGACGUCGCUUUCGUGGUCUAUGACAGACGACCUUGCCCUGGGGUUCCAUCCCACGACUGUGCGCAUUGAAGUGUGGAACAAAGCGUGGACUGUCCCGACCGUGAUUGCCAUGACAGCACCCAACUCUGGACAUUACCUCUGGAAACGCGUGUAUUGGGGCAUGCCGAUCAAGGACGAGUACUACAUCAAGAUUUAUGGGGCCGACGACGACAACUCCAACACCCUCUUGGCCGAAAGCCCGUUGUUUGCCAUUGUCAAGUGAACAUGCAUCCACGUCCAACGCACAUCACCUCCCAUCAUCGCGUGUCCCCAUGUCCCUCCCGCCAGUUCAUGGAUGCGUCCGUCUUCAUUCCGUAAUCCCGACAUGCUGUGUCCCCCGAUGCCAACCUUAUGCCGUCAACAUCAUGCCGUAGUGUCCUGUGUGUGGUUGAUCAAUGAACAUUUUAUUUAUUUCAUAAUCCAAUGUUAUCCGUAUAAUCUAUAAUAUAUGCGAGUAUUGUUCA